AUGUCUUCUGCUGCUCUGCAGAACACACCGACCUCGCUGACCGCCCUAAACAACCCUCCUCUUGUUCCAUCCUCCCCGUCGAAUCGACACUACUCGUCGCCCCAUUCGCCGCCGACUCGCGAAGCUUACCAUGCCCAGCAACAGCACGCAGGUGCCUCGCUUUCAUCAUCUCAACGACCUUCUCGCAACCACGGUAGCAACGGUGCCGACGUUCGUGGCUCUGUCCAGUCGUCGGAUUACAACAACUCGCCCAUGAGUUCGCGCGCCGCCAUUGCCUCGCCCGUCGCCGUGGCCGGAGCACCAGCCGAGUAUCAUACAACCUCAGAUCGGCGGAGAAACAUGCCUACGGCCGUGCCUCCCAGGACUUCUUCUACUCAACACGGCUCGGGUGCCGCGUCAAGCUCUCGACGAGCAACACAUGCGAACGAGCGUGGGACUAAUUCGCCGCGUCGAGCUCAGCCUGAGACGAAUGGAAGCUUGGAGGACGAUGCUGCUACCGCCCAAAGCUCACGCAGCCGCCGGGCGGCCCACCACCACCAGAUCGCUCAGGAACCCCCUCAGAGGUCAAGCAGCACCCGAGCCGGGGAUUCCACUACCUCGAUACCAAUCCGAUCGCAACAAGCAGCGUCCGUCGGUACCUCGUCGAAGGGGCCGUCCAGGGAAGCUAGCGAGAUUCUGAAUAGCAUUUUGAUAUCGCAGCCCGAGGUAGACAUCGACAGAGAGAAGGAGCGCCUCGCAUUGGCUCAGCCGCACCAUGCACAAGGUGGAGAAGACCAAGUAGCUUCGCCGCCCGUUCCCUCGCCCAUGGACAACGGCGAGGAAACACGCCGGGGUGGUCGGAGCCGACAUGAUUACUCCUCCAAGCGAGAGAAGCAUACCAAGUUCGGCGAGUACAUCCUCGGAAACACGAUCGGCGAGGGCGAGUUUGGCAAGGUCAAGCUCGGCUGGAAGCCAGAAGGUGGUGUCCAGGUCGCCAUCAAGCUCAUCAAGAAAGAUCAACUGGGUAGCAACCCUUCUCGAAUGGCUAAGAUCAUGCGCGAAGUUGCUAUCCUGAAACAGCUCACUCACCCAAACAUUGUCCGAUUGCACAAGAUGGAGGAGUCUGAGAGGCAUUACGGCAUCAUUCUCGAGUACGCGUCCGGAGGAGAGCUUUUCGACUACAUCCUCAAUCACCGUUACCUUAAGGACAACGCGGCAAGGAGACUUUUCGCACAGCUCGUGUCGGGCGUGGGCUAUUUGCACAAGAAGGGUAUUGUCCACCGAGAUCUGAAAUUGGAGAACCUACUUCUCGACCGCAAUCGGAACAUAAUCAUUACCGACUUUGGCUUCGCCAACACCUUCGACCCUGGCGAGGAGCUGACGGAGGAUGAGGAGGUCAGCCUGGCCGACCGCGAAUUCGUCAAGCGCAUGGGGCUGGAUAAGGUGAAGGCCAACGGGACCAGGAAGGGCGAUCUCAUGCAGACAAGCUGUGGCAGCCCCUGCUAUGCCGCCCCCGAACUUGUGGUUAGCGACUCGUUGUACACGGGCCGCAAGGUUGAUGUUUGGAGCUGCGGUGUCAUCUUGUAUGCUAUGCUUGCGGGCUACUUGCCCUUCGACGACGAUCCCGCCAAUCCCGAAGGCGACAACAUUAAUCUCCUCUAUAAAUACAUCGUCAACACGCCCCUCACCUUCCCCGAAUAUGUCACGCCUCACGCCAGGGAUCUUCUUCGGAGGAUUCUGGUUCCCAACCCUCGGAAACGUGCGGACCUGUUCGAGGUGGCACGUCACAGUUGGCUGAGCGACUAUGCUCACGUCGUCGAGCUGAUCACCUCCAGCACCACCACUCCUAGCGAGAUCCAGAACACGACCGUUCCUGCUGAAGAUGAGGGCGAAAACACGAUGCUCGCGCGAAGCGCAUCCGUCCGGGAAUCAUCCAAGAAAGCUGCCGCCUCGCCAGCUAUCGGUGGUCUUACCAGCAAGCAAGGCACCAUCGAUCCCGAUGCCGAGGCCGCCGCCCAUACCCGCCAGCAGAAAGACGCUAAGCGCCGCACUGUUCAGGUCGAAUACGUCGCGCCAACCACGCAAACCCAGCGAGGGGAGCCAUCGGGGAGCCACGCACGUGGCGGAAAGACGCGAGCUAGGUCUGGAAGCCAGGGACCAGUCGAGGUUUCGGAGCCCGGCCCAGCUUCGCCUCGGGACAAGCCGCUGCCUCGCGACCCGCCCUUGUCUAAGGAGGCAUAUUCGAAGGCCGCCAUUGGGUCCAGGAGGCCGCCAAGCGCUCACCAUAACGCUGUCAAUCGCGAAGGCGGCCGCAUGCCGUCUGAGAAUGCCUACAUGGCUUCGGUGGCUGGUACCACUGGAGGGCGCCCACCAACAGGAGGGUCGAUGAAAUCGACGGGCUCCAAGGUGCUCGGAGCUGGCGGGCGCGCCUCGUACGGCCAACCAUUACCCCCUGAAAUUGCCGGUACUAACGUGCACGGAAGGAUACAACAACCGUCCAAGGGGUCAGUUGGUAGCUACAACAUCUCGAGCCCUAUCCCGCAGGACCAGCAAGACCUGGACUAUGGCAGACCAAGCAUCAGCGUCCCUUCUAAAUUCGCUAGGGUUUCUGGAUUCGCCGGCGAAGGAGGCGAGCCCAAGGGCCAUAAGAGGUCGAACACCCUCGGCGAGAUUAGCGGUAAGAUCUUUGGGCGAAGCGGCUCGAUAUUUGGUGGCAAGAACCGAAAGCGUUCGUCGCAGCAGCCAACAGCUGGGGAGAAAGGCAAGAAAUACCCUCCUGUCAGCAUGAACAACUCCUUCGUCGGGCCCGAUGAGUCGCGACAGUCGAUGGACUCGAAGCAGUCGCGCCGCUCGUUCUCCAUAGGGUUGGGCAAGAAGCGGUCUGGAAGCAUCUCCGGAUCUCAGACCUCUCAGGAGAGGAGGCAUUCUCGACGCUUCUCCUUGAUCCCUCCAGGCUUCUCUCUCAAGGCCAUUGGCAUUGGAAAAGACCACGGUCCUGGCCAUGUCGACGACUUCCAUCAGGAUCUUCCCAUCCAUGACCCCGCGCGCGUUGACCAGUAUGGUCGGUACGUGGACCAGGAGGUUAGUCCGGACAACCAAGUGGAGGCCAACACAUUGGACGGCAUGUAUGCCCAGCUGCAGGACCCCGUACCGGCGGAGUACCAGCCGGCUCCGCAGCAUCGGUUUGCUCCUCAGCAACAUGGGAAUUACCAGCAACAUGGGAGUCCCCAGCAACACGAGAGGCUACCACCUGCAUCUCACGGCUACAUGCCUGAAGCUGUUCUGAACACGGGAUCGGAAUCGUCAAUCGACAAUGUUAGGCGGGCCCCUACCUCUGCGCCUCGGCCGCAACAGUACCCCCAGCAGGAGGAGGGUCACGAUGGGCGGAGGGUUGCCAACACCAGCCGUCUAAACAAGGGGGUGUUGCAGAAGAACAGACGAUUUGUCGAUGCCUGGGACACGGACGAGUCCUCCUCACGGCCACACGAUCACUCGGGCAGUAGUGGGCCAGCAAGGAAGGUCAUGGACUUCUUCAGAAGGAGAGGAAAGGCCAGAGGGGGUGAAGACCGGUGA
This is a messenger RNA of Phialemonium atrogriseum, 3552 nucleotides long. RefSeq lists its product as uncharacterized. Gene Ontology annotation, cellular component: cytoplasm. The transcript has 3 exons. Gene Ontology annotation, molecular function: ATP binding; protein serine/threonine kinase activity. Bases 1 to 3552 code for a protein of 1183 amino acids. Gene Ontology annotation, biological process: intracellular signal transduction; protein phosphorylation. NCBI's taxonomy places the organism in Eukaryota, Fungi, Ascomycota, Sordariomycetes, Cephalothecales, Cephalothecaceae. The record is from RefSeq and is a predicted model, not a curated record.